AUGGGUCACAGCCUGCCAAGCUUCCCUCAGCGGCUCUGUGGCCUUUGGCAUAUGUACCAAAGGUGCACCAGGACAGAUAGCACGAAAAUAGGACAGCAAGAUGGAAAUUGGAUGAAAGAGCAUCGCUUGCAUAUUCACCCCCAGCAGCAGGUCUGGUUUAGCGUUCAACUCACCCCCGAGUUCUGCGGCGCCAGAAGUGCCCAUGUAGUGGCACAUCACGUGUACACCAACCUUGGCACUCAGCACCUGAAGUGUGUCCAGACACCUGCCUGCUUGCUCGGCGCAGCUGAUCAGGACCAGGCUUCCAGGCGAGGAGCCAGGUGCCCCAAGAUCAGCCCUGUGCUGCCAGGCAACCAGAGAUGCAAGCACCCUUCCCUCAGGUCACCCAUCAGAUGGCUGGCAGGAUGCACGGCAGGGCUCAGGGCUGAGAAGCAUGACGAAGUCCCAACUCCUUUUUCACCUCAGCCCAGAGUGAAAACCGAGCUCCCGGGCUCAGCCUGUGGCUCCCGAAGCCAUCCCAGCCCCGCAGCUGGAAGGAGGGGCCCCGGGGCGCGGCGGCCGGAGCGCACUGGGGCGGUGGCCCGGCCUGGGGCGGCGGCCCGGCCCGGGGCGGUGCCGCCCUUGCAGCCUCUGGAGCAGCCGUGGCCGUGCUGGGAGCGGCUGUCGCGCAGCGGGUGGCGUGUCUGUCGGUCUGUCUGUGAGCUUGUGGGGCGGGCAGCCAUGCAGCGCUGGAGGCUCCUUGUCUUGCCGGUGCUCCUCACCGUGCUGCUCUCCGUCAGAGGCGAAGAUGACUUCUCUUUAGGAGACGCACUUUUGGAAGAUGAUUUUGACUUGUCCCAUGCUCUUGGUCCUGAUGAUCCCAAGCCACGUCCUCCUGCAAAUCCUAGAGACACUGAUAACCCCAAGCAAGAUCAACCUAAAGGCUCUGACACAUUUGAUGAUUCAGAUCUAUUGGAUGGCAAUUUCCCAAAAGGAGGAAGUGAUGGCAGUGGCAGCAAUGAUCGAAAGGGCCCAACUCCAAACGAUGGCCAAGAAGAGCAGGCUUCUCCAGGAGCAAUAGCUGGAAUUAUAAGUGCUGUAGGUGCUGCUGUAAUUGGAACAGUAUCUAGUUUCAUUGCUUACCAGAAGAAGAAACUCUGUUUCAAGCAAAGUGCAGAUGAAGAGAAUGUGAAUAUGCAAAGCCAUAGGGGAGCACAAUCUGAGCCACCUGUUCAGCGCACACUUCUGGAGAACUAAAUUAAAGAAAGAGUGGUGAAGAACAGAUCUUUGGAACUGGAUAAACAACCUGCAUUCUGCCAAAAAAAAAAAAAAAAAGAAACAAAAAAAGCAUAACAUAAACAGCAGAGCCUGAAGUUUCAUGAGAAAACAGCUCUUGUUUGAAACACCUCUGGGACUGUGACUGAGAUCUGAGUACUUCUGUAUGGUUAGCCCUGUGAAGCAUUGUUACACACCAAUACAUGGCCUUAAUGACAGGAGUGUAGAAGUAUGUUGUGCCUUUACAUUCUUUCCUUGACUCCUCUGACAAAUGGGUGUGUCUCAAAUGCAUUCAGUGUGUUUAACUUUUCCUUACCUCUCCAAAACCAAUAUGCAGUUAUGUUUUUUUGUUAUUGCUCUCAGGCAAUACAAACAUUUUUUUAAAUAACCUGUACUCAGUGAGUGGACCAACCACUGGUGUAUGUGUUGUGGUGUAAGUUGUGGGCACCCGAAAGCAGACACUUCACUGUGUAUGGAUGGUGGGUCUGGGUGUGAGUGCUGCUGAUCCAACCUGUGUAGCUGCCUGGGCCAGCUGCCAGGGAAGAGAUGCUUGUGCCUAAGCAUUCAGAAGACAAAAAUUAUGUUUUUGUUUUUAGAUUUUUUUUUUUUAGUUGCAUCUGUCUGGUACAGAUUGAGAAAACCCAAAGUUAAUGCACACCGAGCCUUCAUCCUUUCUGGCUCUUCCUGCCUAGCAAGUACUGAGCUGGUCAGUUGUGGAAAAGCCUGUUUUGCAGAUCAGAAACAUAAUAGGGCUUUGUAUUUCUGUGACAUUGAUGUUUGGCAUUGCCUAAAGAGUGGUGGAUGAAGUACUUGGGAGUGGGGAUUAACAUCUUCAGGCUUCCAUAGCCAAAAGCUUAAGAGAAAGUAGUGUUGAAUUCAGAAGGCUUAUCAUACAUGAGUAAGGGACAUGCGCCAUGGUUCCAAGCUACAAACAGCAAGACUGACCAGAACAAGCCAACCUCACUCCACAGGCAUCCACUGAACACUAGAAAUAGCAAACAUGUGAGAAGUGCUUUUGGACUUGUGAAGGAUUGCCCUAGGAUGAUCACCUGUGGUUGCAUCCUCCUCUGAAAGCACUUGUGACCUGUGCUGUGGCUCUUGAAAGCAAUAGGAAUGUUUCAAGGAUCUGUGGAAACAUGGAAAACUACAACUCAUAACAGCUAAAGGACUAAAUCUGGAAUAAUAACUAGUUCUGUCAGGAAGGAAUGGUCUGACCAGUUUUGUUGGCUUUCAUUCUACUUGCUUUCAAUUUUCAUGCAAUUUUACCGUAUGAGUCUUAUUAAUGGGCUUUAGCCACCCGACAAAGUUCUGCAGGAAGAUGACAUUUCAUGGAACAUCUUACAACUUAUAAAUUAAUAAAUUCGGAUAUUAAACCUGUAAAUAGAUCUGUGCAUUCAAAUAUGAAUGUAUGCCAAGGAUAAUUCAUUAAAGAAUUUCUUGUACAUGUUUCUUAGCUUGCAACAAAGAUUUACACAAAUUUUAGUAUUUUCUUAUGGAAUUAAUUUGUAAGUCUCUUUUUGCCCCAUGUCUGCUUUUAGCAUAAAAGUGCUAAAAUCUUUAAUGUGUUUGAGAGUGCAAAAGUGAUUCCUACAUAAACAUUUGAUUUAUGUAAAUACAAAGAAAAGAAAUGUACGCUUGCCUACAUGAAUAAACAGAUAUAUCUAUGCCAAGCCUAGAAUAAAUAAAAUAAAUCAGUGUUUGUUAGCGAUAAAAUGGCAGGAGGAGCUGAAACUAGCUUUUUGCUAACCAAGACUCUUGAAUCCUUUUUCAGCUUUUGUGAGCCUAAAAAUUACUUAUCAAGACCUAUCAACAUUGUGAUUUUUCUAAAAAUAAAUU
Molecule: messenger RNA, 3090 nt
Organism: Sturnus vulgaris (Common starling)
Lineage: Eukaryota; Metazoa; Chordata; Aves; Passeriformes; Sturnidae
Source: RefSeq, a predicted model, not a curated record